Rhopilema esculentum is the source of this 3925-nucleotide messenger RNA. RefSeq lists its product as uncharacterized. Gene Ontology annotation, cellular component: cytoplasm. NCBI's taxonomy places the organism in Eukaryota, Metazoa, Cnidaria, Scyphozoa, Rhizostomeae, Rhizostomatidae. The record is from RefSeq and is a predicted model, not a curated record.
GAUUCCUAACAAAUGAAAUAGCUUCGAGGCUUCAACAUUGGCUUCUUGUAUCCCCAACAAAUAAGGGGCGAUCUCGAUGGUUUUUCUAGUGCUCAUAGUUUUUUACAGCUAAAGGACACGCGUCGGCCCUGCGGCUUCGUUAAUUGUUCCUCGUUUUAGCAACGUCGGUUUUGGCGUCCCACACAUCCUCGAAACAACAAUAAGGCCCAAGGCGAUUGUUUGAAAGAUAGAGGUUCGAAAAAGAAGGAUACAAUCCAGCUUGCCUGACGUUUGAGGGAAGAUCGAUAAUAUCAUGACAAGCAAGGAGAAACAGUGAAAAGAGACAAGAUCAUAUGGGCUUGCACAUCUAAAGAGCAAACAUGGCACAAAAUAAUAUCACAAUAAACCAAGGGAAUGUCAUCAUUGGCUCUGGACAAAUAUUGCAAGCAGAGCCCCAAUUUGAAGACAAGCAAAAGCAAGAUGAUUUUGCAGGCCUAUCAGAUGGACUAAAACAGCUCUACAUUAAACACUUCAGUAAAUGGACUGUGCCUGUGAUCAACAACAAAGGAUACAGCUGUGUGGAGAGAGAUUGUGAAAGCUUUAUGGUUAAUCUGCAUAUUGUUGAAGGUGAAGCUAAUGAAGAGUGCUGUCACUCUUUCAAUGAAAUACAUCGGUAUAUGGAUAGACCAUAUAGCAGAGCCAAUUUUGUUCCUGAAGAAGAGUUAACCAAACAAAAAAAUGGACGAGUUUUAGUCCAAGGUGUUGCUGGAGUUGGAAAGACAAGCUUUUUGGAACACAUAGCUCUUUCUUGGGCCAAACAGAAGCUUUUCCAAAAAUUUGACUUGCUCUUCUUGCUGAAGUGUCGAAGUCUAAUUAGGUAUCAAAACAUAACAAUCUCUUCAGAAUGUUUAUUUGAUGAGCUGUUUGGAGUGAGCAUAUCCUAUAUAAAACGAAAGGUAGAUGGUGAGAAAGUUCUGAUUAUUUUGGAUGGACUAGAUGAGUUGCCAUCUUUAGAAGAAAUUUUUAAAGAGGAGCCUAGUUGUAGUUUACAUUCAAUCAUAAGAGAUCUUAUUAAAAAGGAAAGCACAUUGCUGCCGGGACACACUUGCAUCUUCACUGGAAGACCUCAUGUGCAGUCAGUAUUACUUAAAAAUGAACUGGGCACAUUGGGAAAGCUUGGAAUUUUUGAAAUCACUGGAUUUUCUGAAGAAACAAUUGCAGCUUAUGUGGGAAAUUUUGCUGCUGGAGAUGAAGAAGUCAAAAACCGGAUAAUGACUACAGUUCAGGAGAGUGUGAGUUUGAGAGCAAUGGCUGCAGUACCACAGUUUCUAUCAAGUUUGUGUGGGAUUCUAGCUUCAAAGGAAACUGAUAAAAGCAUUCACAGAACUACUGAGCUAUAUGUAUGGGUACUCAUUUCAUUUAUCAGACAGCAUUUUGUGGAGAUGCAGGAAAUGCCCUACAGAAUUUUAUUGGACACACGCUUUAGAAACUUUAUUGGUGCUGUUUCCAGAAUUUCUUAUGAACUUUUAGCAUCUAACAAACGUGUCUUCACACAAGAGGAAUUUACUACCAUUGUUUCACUAGGUGAUCCUCUUGAGAAGAAGUUACUGGACUCAUUCUUAAUCAAAAUUGAAACAGCCACAGAAUGUUUGUACCAGUUUAAACAUGUUUCCUUACAAGAGUUUCUAGCAGGUGUGCACUGUUUUGAGGCCGGUGUUAACAUCAAGGAAUUACUGAGCAAGAAGAUGUAUAUAGUGGCUGGUUUUGUAGCUGGGCUUUCGAAUGCAAAUGAAAGAGCUAGGAACCACAAAAAUGACAUUGUUUCAAUGUUUGUGCACUCUAUACUCAAUGAGCAGCAUUCGGAUGAUUUCUUACUCAUAAAAGACAGACCCACAGUUCAGAAGAUAGCUGUUGAGAUUUUUGAAAAGGUGCAAGAGCGAAAAAUCACAUGGAAACCUUUUCUGGCGAUUUUUUAUGAACUUUUUAGAGAAGAUGAUUCAAUUCCAAAAACAGUAGAUCUAUUUAAAGUGAUGGAUUUUUCAUUUGACAAUUUAAGUACAAUUGAAUGUGUCCAUUUUGUUCACUGCAUGAAGACAAUAUUGAAAUCAUUUGGUACCAGUGCCCUCUCAGAAGUCACACUAAAGCUUAUGAACUCACACCUAUCAUUAAAGAAAACAAGCGAUCUUUCUCAAGUUGUAGAACAACUUUGUGGUGUUAAGUUUAUUGCUUGCACUGUUGAUACAGAAUUUGUAAAUUCUGUAUCACAAUCAAUACAGUCAACAAAAAACUCUACAAAUUUAUCAGUUCUUGUGUUUAGUAACUGCGAUUUAUCUGAAGAGCAUAUUUCCAUCUUGUCAUCCAGCAUAUUAUUUCUGAAACGUUUUGAGAUAUGGUACAACAACCUGACUGCUUGCAGCAUGUCUUCAAUCGCUAUUGGGCUUAUGAAUAACAGGGUGAAUGAAAACUUCAGAUUAAAAGAGUUGAGGCUUCAUGGAUGCAAGUUUGCAGGAAAUGUGACACCCUCUCUAUGCAAAAUCAUUCAGACAGUAGAAAAUUUAGAUCUGACUCGAUGCAAGUUGGAAGACGUUGUUUUUGAAGAUAUUGUAGAUUGCAUUUUGAGUUCAAGAUCAAGCCCAAGACCUUGUAGAUUGAAGGGACUUGUUUUAGAAAAAUGUGAUAUUAAUGAUUCCUUUAUGCAAAGGCUUUGUGAUGUUAUUCCGUAUUUGGAGCGAAUUAAUAUAUCUCGGUCUGCAUCAAAUUCUGAUUACUAUGAGUUUCAAGAAGAAACUGUUGAAAAGCUUGCAAACUGUAUUCAGACUGCAUAUGAUAACCAGGAACUUCUUUUGAAAAGGCUGACAAUGAACUUUUUCUCUCACAAUGAAAACACAAGACAACGUUUUAACAGCUUGAGAGGUCUGGACAUUGAAGUUUUUUUUGCCCUUUGGUGAUUAUAGCAGAUAAAAUUGUCAUAGGUAUAAAAUUUAAUGUGAAAUGAAGAAAACAACAUUCAAAACCAUAGAAUCAUCCUUCUUAUGUACUCUGCUUUUAACAAAGUAUUGGUAAUUGCUGUGAAAAUUCAAUUGCAUACAUACUUCUGUAGCACUAAUUUAUUGAAAAACAUACUUUAUGGGUGAUUUGUGUCCUAUUUCCCUACAAUAUUGCAAUACCAAUAUAAACAAUUAUAAAAUAUUGGGAUUUCUAAGAAAAGGAAGCUCUUUAUGUCUGUUUGUUCCAAGCUGAAAACACCAUAGACACCAAGCUGAAAUCUACCUAUAUCUGCAUUUCCACAGUACACUGGGAAAAAAUGAAACAGUGCAAUAGUUAGGUCGUAGGGAUAUUAGAUGUGUCUUAACAGUUAUGGAAUUAAAAAAUGGUUGAGUACUUUUAACACUGAAUCUGUGAAAAUGCUUCGUGUUUUUAUAUGUGUAUAGAGACAGCUGGGGCAAUAAGUUUGUUUAAGUUUGACAGCGUGAAGAUCAAGUUUAUUGGCGAAAAACUUCACACAGAUUCAAACAAUGGGCAUAAAGAGACAGUGUUCUGCCUUGCUACUGAUAGAUUUAAGCCUGAUUAAGACAAGCUUGCUAGUAAGGCGCUGGUAUCACCAUGAGAAAUAGAAAGACUAACGCUGAACUCUUUUGAAUACAUUUUUCAAGAUUUCCUUAAUAAAACUACUAAAAUGACAGCCUCUCAAAUCUAAGAAUCAUCUUCCCAGGGUGGUUUUUCUUAUAUGUAAAAUAGUAUAUAUGCAAAAUGACAUAAACUUUUCAAGAAUAUACAGUCAUGACAAUUACUCCAUCACUUGCACAGAUGUGGUGAAUUUUAAAUUCUCAUGAAAUUCUAGUCCAAAACACCGGAAAAUCGGAAGAAAUAAGCUUCAAUUAGGAAACCAACAGUAAAUGUCUAGUUAAGGAAAUAAGAUUUCGAACCAGAAUGAACCUGAUGAAAA